Molecule: messenger RNA, 939 nt
Organism: Nannizzia gypsea CBS 118893
Lineage: Eukaryota; Fungi; Ascomycota; Eurotiomycetes; Onygenales; Arthrodermataceae
Exons: 1
Coding region: 1-939 (312 amino acids)
Cellular component (GO): nucleus
Source: RefSeq, a predicted model, not a curated record
AUGGCGCCAUCAACUAUUAACGUUCUUCUGUCAUCUUUUCCUGGCCUCUCCCUCCCACCGACUUUGGCCAUACCUCUACCGUCAACAUCCUCUAUCGCAGACCUGACCGAGAGAAUAAGCGCCCAUCUUCCCUUCCCCUUAGCAUCUCAAUCAUCGCCUUUGAUCUUGACAACAACAAGCAACAAGCAAAUCUGCUUUUCUUCGCCUGCAAAACUUACGAGCCUUAUACCAGACGUUGAAAAUGGCAUCGCAAACCCUACCUCGACUUUCCUACCACUCCGUCUCAGUGUCCGUGUAUGCGGUGGAAAGGGAGGAUUUGGCUCUCAGCUCAGAGCUGCCGGAGGCCGAAUGUCUAGUCGGCGAAAGGGGAACCAGGAUACAAACACCGGCUCGAACCGUAAUCUCGAUGGCCGCCGUCUGCGGACUGUGAAAGAGGCAAAGGCCCUGGCAGAAUAUCUUGCCUUGAAACCGGAAAUGGAUAAAAAAGAGAAGGAAGCUCGAAAAAGGCGAUGGGAGGCUGCUGUUGCGGCUGCAGAGAAGAAGGAGCAAGAGAUCCGAAACGGUGAAGGAAAGGGGAAAGUUGAUGGCGCAUGGAUGGAAGAUAAGGAAGAGAUGAGCGAAAAGGCUCGUGAGGCUGUUCUACAGGCAAUGGCAGGGGGCGCCUGGAAGGAUAAUCUUGUUGGGGGAUUCCUGGACAGCGCCGAAGCUAGUGGAAGCAGCGGAAGUGGAGGGUCCGUCGAUGCCAGCGAGGACAGCGAGAUGGAGGACAUUGAUGAGGAAGAUUCUCCUAACGAGCCUAGUGCGAGUAUAAAGAAGCCAGCCAGACGGUUCUUUGGAUUCGAUGACGAGGACGAUGAUGACGAAGACCUCAUGUCAGAGGACGAAGAGGAUGAAGUUGAUGAGACCGAUACCAAAGGCAAAGGGAAGGCAAGGGCAUGA